UAUGGGUAACAAAAUAAUACCUACUCGAAGAUCUUCAAUUGCUUCUGAUAUAUCUAAGGGAAGUACAGUGGAUAUCAAAUCAGGAUUUUGUAAUGCUGAUCCUAUUACAAAAAAAGGCAAGCAAAUUCAAACUGUACAAAUGCUUGUUAUUCCUCUUAUACCAAUCGUUAUACUUCUUGGACAAGCAAUUAUUUGUUUAGCGCGCUCUAUUAGUGCAAAAAAUUUUACGGAAAAGGCUUAUGAAGAAACUUUGGUGGUAAUAGAAUAUGGUAACACUAUUGAUUCUAUAACUAAGGAAAAAGACUUAGUAAUUGAAUACUUGGACGGUCACGUAAGCAAGGGGAAUUUAACAUCUAGAUUUGAGAUUACCACUAAGGUGAUGUCGAAAAUUACCAUCUGGUCUCUAAAAGGUAUAUAUGAGGACAGGCUAGCAGUUCGGAGCCAGCUACAACAAGUGCAUUUCGUUAUUAUGAAUGGUAGCCUUUCAAAGGAACAAGUCUUCGUAUUUUAUGACGAUUUAGUAAAUGAAUUUUCGAUUGCAAUAACUAUUUUAUCCAAAAAUGUUGAUAACACGAAAAUUUGGAGGGAUCUUCUAUCCUAUAAAUUCUUAAUUAAAAUGCAAAAGAAUUUUGACAUUGCUCUCUAUUUUGGUAAGCAGUCGUUCUUUAAUAGAUCAGACACAUAUUUCGUUCAAAACUACAUAAAAUAUAAUUUUUUGGCGUUCAGUCAAGUUGAGGUUAGUAAAGAAAUUUCUAGCAUAUUAACGGCAGAAAUUGAAAAACAUAAUUUAAUGGAAAAAGAGUUAAUGGAUGAAAUAAUGUACUUUAAUGUGAAAAUGAGCAAUGAGACUAGCAUUAUUAGCUAUGAAGAAUUUCUGAAAUGGAAAAAAAAUGUGAAAGAAGUUUUGAUUGGAAUUGAAAAACUUACACAAACGAUCAGAGAUUAUAUCUUAAAAGUUUCCAAAGAUGCGAAAUCAAAUAACAAUGUUCAGUUGGGAGGUGUUAGCUUUCUCUUUGCUAUAGUAUUACUUUUAGGUCCGAUAGUCAUCAUUUUGAUAGACAAGAUAACAGCCACAAUUCACAAUUACGCCUUGGGCUUGUCAGGCAAAACAAAAGAAUUACGAAUGGAAAAGAAGAGAUCUGAUGAACUUCUGUAUCAGAUGCUUCCUAAGUCUGUUGCUCUCCAGUUAAAAUUAUCUAAAAGGGUUUCAGCUGAAAGUUUUAAUUCUGUUACAAUAUAUUUUUCUGACAUUGUUGGUUUUACUUCUAUCUCAGCUAAAAGUUCUCCCAUGCAGGUUAUCCAGUUUUUGAAUAGUCUUUACUAUUUCUUCGAUACCGCAAUCGAUAGAUAUGAUGCAUACAAAGUGGAGACAAUUGGAGAUGCUUAUAUGAAUGUUAAAAUUUGUGACAUCCGACUUAUAAGAAAGAGGCAUGUAUCUGAAAUUAGCUCUUUAUCUUUGGAUCUUUUAAAUGGUAUAAAAGAGUUUGAUAUUCAGCAUCUACCUGAAGAGACUUUGAGGCUUCGAAUUGGAAUACAUACAGGUCCAGUUGUUGCUGGAGUUGUCGGAUCUAAAAUGCCGAGAUAUUGUUUGUUUGGUGAUACAGUUAAUAUUGCUAACAUCAUGGAGGCUACAGGAGUACCAAUGAAAAUUCAUAUCAGUGAGGAUACGAUGAAGUGUCUAGAGAGUUUUGGGGGAUAUCUAACAGAAGAACGAUCAGAAAGGGAGAUACCAGGAAAGGGAAGGAUGAUGACCCACUUUUUAAAAGGUAAAAUGGAUACGAGAUCAAGCAAAAAUAGAGGAAUAAUAUCAGCGACGCGAUCGAAGAACCGUGAAACACCUCUAACUGAAGUAGUUUUAAGUAACGGUCGCACUAUUGACAAUUAA
Messenger RNA from Dimorphilus gyrociliatus, 1885 nucleotides. NCBI's taxonomy places the organism in Eukaryota, Metazoa, Annelida, Polychaeta, Dinophilidae. The record is from the annotation of a GenBank genome assembly.